Suillus subalutaceus is the source of this 504-nucleotide messenger RNA. RefSeq lists its product as uncharacterized. Lineage: Eukaryota; Fungi; Basidiomycota; Agaricomycetes; Boletales; Suillaceae. The transcript has 2 exons. The record is from RefSeq and is a predicted model, not a curated record. Bases 1 to 504 code for a protein of 167 amino acids.
AUGUCCCAGUCAACAGCCGCCUCAAACGGGUCCGACCUCCUGCCCAUCAGCUUCGUUGGGACCACCAUGUGCGCGGUGCAGAACAACACUGACGGGAAAUUCCGCAUCUACUUUCAAAACAAGGACUACCAGAUCUAUGAAAUGUCGAUGAACGACCCAAAGAGCACGGAACAUACCCUGCUCAAACUCACCAACGACCACAUGCCCGCUGCCCGUAUCAACACGCCCAUCGCAGCCGUGGCGUGUAACAACUUGCAAGAGAUCCGCGUCUUUUACAUCACUGUGAACAGUCGCGUGCAGGAGAUGUGCUACUCCCAGCGCCAUGGCUGGCAGAAAGGCUCGACCAUUGGCACCGCUGUUGAGAACAGCGCCUGCUUGUAUGCGGAAGGCCGAAUCGUUCACAAUGAGGUCAUGCUCAGGGUCGGGUUUCAGUGUGCAGAUCGUCCCCAGACUAUCACAGAAGCCUACACUAUGAAAGACGAGUGGAAGACUCGUGUUCUCUAA